AUGUGGCGCAACCUGCCAAACUUCGUGUCCCCUCUUCCUUCUAAUGAACAGUCAAAAGGAAAGUUAUCGGUGUCAACGAGUUGUUCACGAAAGCCAAUGCUCAGCACUUCUUGGCUGCAGGGCAUGGAGAAUUACGUCACGGUAUAGAUAGAGAUCUACUUUGGCGAUAAAUCUGCGCAGCCUGGAUUUGACUGUAGUCAUUGAAACUUUCAAUUCGGAGAUGAAACAGAAAGUGGUAGUCCAACGACCUACGGGUAUAUUACCUGCCAUCGGUCUUGACCAAGUCAGAAAGUAAUAUAUAGCCGACCUAGCAAGGUAGCUGCCAAAAAAUUAUAGUGUCUGGAUUUAUAUCGCGAAAUCGAGGAGGUCAAUGGCGCAGGUGGAACCAACACGGGGUAAGAGAGAGUCUGAUUCUGACAGGUACAGAUACAACAUGAACUACGCCAGAAUCGGGCAGUGUGUCAUCAUCAACAACAAAAGAUUUGACGAAGAGACAGGAUUGAGCUUCCGCGAUGGCACAGACAUAGAUGAAAGCCUUGCGAAGGAAACAUUCAAGGGGCUGGGUUAUGACAUUAAAAUCUUCAACGACCUGACAGUAGCGAAGAUAGUAGAGGAGCUGACUAAAGUAUCGAAGGAGGACCACAGCCAAUCGGCCUCCUUCGUGUGCGUGCUCCUGAGCCACGGGAAGGAGGAGAACUUGCUGUGUGGGACCGAUGGUCUCGUGGAGCUCCCGAAACUGACCGGCCUCUUCAGAGGAGACCGCUGCGCUACCCUGGUGGGAAAACCCAAACUGUUCUUUAUCCAGGCGUGCCGUGGGACUGAUCUGGAUGACGGAGUCAUAGAGACGGACAGCGUACCUGGCGGAUCACCCGUGAAGAUCCCGGUUGAGGCGGAUUUCCUCUACGCCUACUCCACCGCUCCAGGGUACUAUGCCUGGAGGAACACUGACAGAGGCUCCUGGUUCAUCCAGUCCCUGAGUCACAUGCUGACCGAGUAUGGGAAACAGCUGGAAAUAAUGCAGAUUAUGACCCGUGUGAACAACAUGGUGGCACGGGAAUUUCAGUCAUUCAACCUACAACCAGAGCUUGAUGCCAAGAAGCAGAUUCCCUCCAUUGUCUCUAUGCUCACCAAAGAGCUGUAUUUCUCACAGUAACGCUGCCCUAAUAGAUACCGUAGGGAAAAAAAAACCAAA
Anguilla rostrata (American eel) is the source of this 1192-nucleotide messenger RNA. RefSeq names its product caspase 3, apoptosis-related cysteine peptidase b (gene casp3b). The coding region runs from base 371 to 1153 and encodes 260 amino acids. NCBI's taxonomy places the organism in Eukaryota, Metazoa, Chordata, Actinopteri, Anguilliformes, Anguillidae. The transcript is spliced from 6 exons. The record is from RefSeq and is a predicted model, not a curated record. Gene Ontology annotation, biological process: erythrocyte differentiation; positive regulation of neuron apoptotic process; proteolysis. Gene Ontology annotation, cellular component: cytoplasm.